Emiliania huxleyi CCMP1516 is the source of this 1474-nucleotide messenger RNA. RefSeq lists its product as hypothetical. The coding region runs from base 20 to 1363 and encodes 447 amino acids. NCBI's taxonomy places the organism in Eukaryota, Haptophyta, Isochrysidales, Noelaerhabdaceae. Gene Ontology annotation, biological process: biosynthetic process; amino acid metabolic process. Gene Ontology annotation, molecular function: transaminase activity; pyridoxal phosphate binding. The record is from RefSeq and is a predicted model, not a curated record. The transcript has a single exon.
CGACAGCCUUCACCCUUCCAUGGGCGUUCCUCUCUUGCCUACCUCACCCGCGAAGCGGAACAAAACCGAGACCGGCGCCGCCUCGACCUGCGCCAUCGGCGACGCCAAGACGUGGCACGUGGCCAUGUCUGUCAAGGCGCAAAGAACUGCGAAUCCGAUCCGCGCCAUCAUGGAGAAGAUCACCUCGCAGAAGCGCGAGCCGAUCGAGGGAAAGCCGAUGAUCCCACUCUCGCUCGGUGAUCCCACCGCAUUUGGCAACCUCCAGGCGCCGGAGGUGCUCAGUGAGACGAUGGUCUCGCUCGUCCGCGGGGCGAAGCACAACGGAUACGGCAACUCCGCGGGCGCCGAGGACGCGCGCGCAGCCGUCGCCAAGCGCUUCUCGACGCCGCACUGCAUCUACAAGGCCUCGGACAUCAUCGUCGCGAGCGGCUGCUCGGGAGCGCUCGAGAUUGCGAUCAACGGCAUCGUGGACGAGGGCGACAACCUGCUGGUGCCGAAGCCGGGCUUCCCGCUCUACCAAGUCCUCGCCGAGUCGCAGGGUGCCAGCGUCAAGGAGUACGACCUGCUGCCGAGCCAGGGGUGGCAGGCGGACCUCGCGCAGCUCGAGAGCCUUGUCGACGCGCGCACCAAGGCCCUGAUCGUCAACAACCCGUCCAACCCGUGCGGCUCCGUCUUCCCCAAGGAGCACCUGCUCGGCUUCAUCGACAUUGCCGCGCGCCACAAGCUGCCCAUCAUCGCCGACGAGAUUUACGGCGAGAUGGCCUUCGAGGGGGUCGCCUUCCACCCGCUGGCCGAGCUCGCGCCCCAUGUGCCCGUCAUCACCGUCGGCGGCCUCGCCAAGCAGUUCCUCGUGCCCGGCUGGCGCGUCGGCUGGCUCAUGCUCCACGACCCUGUCCACGCGCUCGACGACCUCCGCGAGGGCUUCAAUCGCCUCACGCAGCUCAUCGUGGGCGCGAGCACCCUCGUGCAGGGGGCCGUGCCGCGCGUGCUCUGCCCGGAGGCCGGCAGCGCGGACGCCGCGUCGCUCGCUGCGUCGGACCAGCACUACAUGACCACGCUACAGGACAACGCCCGCUUCACCUACGAGCGGCUCAAGGGCGUCGUCGGCCUCACGCCGGUCGAGCCGCAGGGUGCGAUGUAUGUUAUGGUCCACUAUGACCCCGCCGUGCUACCCGGCAUCCGGACGGACGCCGAGUUUGUCGAGAGGCUGCUCGCCGAGGAGGCGGUCUUCGUGCUGCCGGGCGCGUGCUUUGGCGCGCCCCACUUCUUCCGCAUCGUCUUCAGUGGACCGCGCGAGAAGCUGGCCGACGCCUUCGAUCGCAUGGAGGCCUUCUGCAUGCGCCACAGAGAGGAAGGAGUCUGACACGCAGCGCGGGUGUGGGGAGUUGCGGAGUUCACAUCGCAUGCGCAUCAACGAUGGCGGAUGGCGCGGAAUUUUCGCGCGAGAAUCCUCAAUUCUUCAUGUUUAUAGAUU